AAGUCGCUUUUUCUUCAACCUUACUUCUUGGUUAUUGAAUCAUCAUCACAACACAAGUCCAAUAUUCUAAUAUCACAGACUCCGUGCACUCAACUCUCUUCUUUCUUCCCAAAUCAUCCAUCCAUGGCGUCACCAACAGCAUCUCUUUACCAAAUCCAAUCCAUUUUCCAUUAUAAAAACAACAACAAACCUUUAUUCUCAUUAUCAUCACCAACACAUCAAUUUCCUUCCAAUUCCAAUUUCUUCUUACAAAGGAAGUUAUCAUUGACGAUGCCCAGGAAAGAAUCUGUUAUUGUUGUGUCGGCGACGACGGCGGAGAAGAAACGGCAUCCGGGUGAGAAAAAAGGGUUUGUUGAAGAGAUGAGGUUUGUGGCUAUGAGGUUACAUACAAAGGACCAGGCUAAGGAAGGUGAGAAAGAAGUUAAAGAACCUGAAGAGAAAGCUGUUACUAAGUGGGAACCUACUGUUGAUGGUUAUUUGAGGUUUCUUGUUGAUAGUAAGAUUGUUUAUGAUACUCUUGAGAAAAUUGUUCAAGAUGCUGCUUAUCCUUAUUAUGCUGAAUUCAAAAAUACUGGAUUAGAAAGGUCUGCAAGUUUGGACAAAGAUUUGGCAUGGUUCAAGGAGCAAGGUUAUACCAUUCCCGAACCUUCAACUCCUGGUCUUACUUAUGCAGACUAUCUUAAAGAUUUAUCUCAAAAUGACCCCCAAGCCUUCAUUUGCCACUUUUACAACAUCUACUUUGCACAUUCAGCUGGGGGUCGAAUGAUUGGGAAGAAGAUUGCUGGGCAGUUACUUAACAACCAGGCUUUGGAGUUCUAUAAAUGGGAUGGUGACCUUUCCCAGUUGUUGCAGAAUGUUCGAGACAAACUGAAUAAAGUUGCUGAAGAAUGGACUCGAGAAGAGAAGGAUCAUUGUCUGGAAGAAACAGAAAAGUCAUUCAAGCUCUCGGGAGAGAUUCUGCGUUUAAUUCUAUCAUGAUGAUAGUAAGAACCCAACUAUGUGUAAUUACUUGUGUUGAAGUGCAUGGCCGAAGCCAAUGCCAAUAACAUUUUAUUUCAUCAUAUGUAUAUAUAAAAAAAUGUAGAUGCACAUUUAAUUUUCAAUUCACUAAGGAAUAAUAGUACUUAUGUUGUUGAAA
Messenger RNA from Trifolium pratense (red clover), 1138 nucleotides. Its product is annotated as heme oxygenase 1, chloroplastic. Gene Ontology annotation, molecular function: heme oxygenase (decyclizing) activity. The record is from RefSeq and is a predicted model, not a curated record. The transcript is spliced from 4 exons. Gene Ontology annotation, biological process: phytochromobilin biosynthetic process; heme oxidation. Bases 124 to 978 code for a protein of 284 amino acids. Lineage: Eukaryota; Viridiplantae; Streptophyta; Magnoliopsida; Fabales; Fabaceae.